Messenger RNA from Populus nigra (black poplar), 2104 nucleotides. RefSeq names its product inactive TPR repeat-containing thioredoxin TTL3-like. Bases 148 to 1950 code for a protein of 600 amino acids. The record is from RefSeq and is a predicted model, not a curated record. Lineage: Eukaryota; Viridiplantae; Streptophyta; Magnoliopsida; Malpighiales; Salicaceae. Gene Ontology annotation, molecular function: protein binding. The transcript is spliced from 6 exons. Gene Ontology annotation, cellular component: cytoplasm.
CUUCAAAGGAGGAGGCCUAUUGCAUUGAAUCCUUCCUAUUCAAGCCAAAUAUCUUCUUCUUCUUUCUCUUUUACAAUUUCUUCCUCGUCAAUUCUUUCAUUUGAUUCUGCCGAAAGAGUUUUAAACCUUCCUUUCCUGGGGUGAAUCAUGGCAGAAAUCACAACAUACUCGAUGGAGCACGGAUUAGGCUGUGGCCCAGGAUGGAGAGCUUUCCUAUGCCGGCAUUUCUGGCCGAGAAAAACAUCAGUGCAUUCACUGCCUGCAGAAAGCACCAACAAUAUCCUCGGCCUGCCCAGUAUUGAUAAUAAUUCAGAGAGACAGCAAAGCAAACCCCAGCCUGUCGUCCUUGAUUCCUCCAAUUUGCCCAAGUCUUCCCCACAAGUAGAAAAGAAACAGAAGAGUUUGCAUCGUUCAAGGCCUUCGACUUUUCAUCAAAACAAAGAAGGUUCAAGUUCGGGCGGGAUCAAAGUGUCCCAAACCAAUAAGACUAAUCUAAGAAGGGACUCCAACAAUGAUUCCAGAGAGCUUGGCAGGAUUGUCAUAACUAAUCAUCAAAAGUCCAAUGACAACAAGGUUCUUGUUCGAGCCACUUCUGGCAAUGUAAUGUUGCGAGGUCAUCUGGGCAACCUAAGACAGUCAGGGAAUGGGAAUUUUAUAGGGAAUGAUAGUCCUAAUGCUACUGUUAGGACUGUGGAUUACCUUCACAAGAACCUUCAAGAGGCAAAUUUAUCGUCUAGACCCAGAAAUUGCUACAGUAAACUUGGCAGUAAUAGUGUUAUGGGGAACAUUGUGAGGCAGCCUAGUGGUGAAUUUCGGCAGGGACAAGGUCUGAUAACCAGCAUGGAUCCUGAAGUUUUAAAGAAUAAGGGAAAUGAGAGGUACAAGCAAGGAAGAUAUGAACAGGCCUUGGUUUGGUAUGAUCGUGCAAUUUCUCUUGAUUCAAAGAAGGCAACAUAUAGAUGUAAUAGAAGUGCAGCUUUGAUAGGAUUAGGCCGUCUUACAGAAGCUGUUGUUGAGUGCAAAGAAGCUAUUAGGCUCGAUCCAUCUUAUCAAAGAGCCCAUUACCGUUUGGCAACAUUAUAUUUCAGACUGGGAGAAACAGAGAAAGCUCUGUAUCACUACAAACAGUCAGGCCCCAAUACUGACUCCAAGGAAGUUGCUCAAGCUCAGGCACUUCAAAUGCACCUGAACAGGUGCACUGAAGCUCGAAAACUAAAAGAAUGGAAUAGAUUGCUGAAGGAGACUGAGCGCUCAAUUUCCUCUGGUGCUGAUUCAGCUCCACAGGUUUAUGCUAUGCAAGCCGAGGCACUAUUGAGGCUCCACAGGCAUCAAGAAGCCUACACGGCCUACCAAAAGGGACCGAAUUUUUCUGUUGACUUUUAUACCAAGUUAUUUGGUCUGACUGUAGCACCUUAUAUCUUAAUGAUCGGGGCACGGAUUUACAUGGCUGCGGGCAGGUUUGAAGACGCUAUGGCUGCAGCUCAGCAAGCGGCUCGACUCGAUCCCAGCAACGGGGAGGUUAGCAAUGUGGUAAAGAGUGUCAGAGCAGUAGCAUCUGCUAGAUUGAGUGGUAACUCGUUAUUCAAGGCAUCAAAAUUCACCGAGGCAUGUAUCGCAUAUAGUGAAGGCCUAGAACACGACGCUCACAACUCAAUUUUGCUCUGCAACCGAGCAGCCUGUAGGUCCAAGCUUGGCCAAUAUGAAAAGGCUGUAGAAGACUGCACUGCGGCUCUCAGUGUGCAGCCUAAUUAUAGCAAGGCCAGGCUAAGAAGGGCGCACUGCAAUGCCGAGCUACGAAGAUGGGAAGCUUCGAUUCAAGAUUUUGAGAUGUUGAUAAGAGAAAGUCCAGCCGAUGAGGAGGUGGGCCGGGCCUUGCUUGACGCACAGGCUCAACUUAAGAAGCAACGUGGUGAAGACAUCAAGGACCUCAAAUAUGGUUCUAAAUUCUAAUUUAGUGUUGGUUUCCAGUGAUUAGACACUCUGUAACUUCACCUGAAAUUUAAGCAUUUGCUGGCGGGUGCCAUGGACUAAACGAGAAAUACGAGACGUUUUUAUUUGAUGAGGAAAAUAAAUUCUUAUGAGUGAAAUGGCAGCUUCAACUCAA